Molecule: messenger RNA, 351 nt
Organism: Entrophospora sp. SA101
Lineage: Eukaryota; Fungi; Glomeromycota; Glomeromycetes; Entrophosporales; Entrophosporaceae
Source: the annotation of a GenBank genome assembly
AUGUGGUGGUUUCAAAGAUUGAAAUUUGCAAAUGUAGAAUUGUCAGCUUUUAAUGGACUGGCAAUUACAAUUCCUCGUAACAUUAUUAAUGAUAUAUCUAAAAGACCUCAAGAAUUUUAUAUUCGGUUUGUUGAUGCUCCUUUAGAAAAAUAUUCACAUGAAAAUAUGAUACAUAAGAUUUCUGAAACCACUGGACUAAAUUUAGAUUUAAAAUACACUACUACAUUACAAAUCAUUCAAUCAAUGGCUGGUGUUGCUGCUUAUCAAACAUUUAACAAGGAAAUUAUGCAUGAAACUAUAAAUAAAACGAUUCCUGAUGAACAUGGUGUUUCUAAUAUAAAUAAGUAUUAA